Drosophila biarmipes is the source of this 527-nucleotide messenger RNA. RefSeq names its product NADH dehydrogenase [ubiquinone] 1 beta subcomplex subunit 2, mitochondrial. The coding region runs from base 76 to 360 and encodes 94 amino acids. Gene Ontology annotation, cellular component: mitochondrial inner membrane. The transcript is spliced from 3 exons. NCBI's taxonomy places the organism in Eukaryota, Metazoa, Arthropoda, Insecta, Diptera, Drosophilidae. The record is from RefSeq and is a predicted model, not a curated record.
UUCUUUUUAGACACUUAAGGUAGUUUGCUGGUAUGUAACCGAUUGGUAAAUCAUAAUACAAGUUAAUUGCCGACCAUGAGUUUUGCUUUAAAAUUGGGUUUCUCAUUGGGAUGUAUAAGCCGCACGAAUCUGGCACGUAAAUGUAUUCAAAGAGAAAGUCAUGUUGUGUCUUACCGUAAUGCCCCUCCGCUCCAUUCGAUGGCAACCAAAAUCGGUGCUGUGACUGUUGGUGGAGCUAUGUGGUGGUGGGUAAUUUGGCACCUAUGGCAUGAGCCCGACCAUAUAACGGGGGAAUUCGAUUAUCCUAACCCAAAGCAAUGGAGCAAUUCUGAGUUGGGUAUUCCUAAAGAAGAUUCGUAAAAAUUGGAUAUAUGCAAUUCAAGGCUUCCCCAUAAAUAUUGAAUACAAUAUAUUAUUUACAUAUAUGUUGAAAUCUUAUCGGCAUUAUUUAGUUGGCCGUGAUCGAAAUUCGAUUUUAUGGGUUAUAGAACUCAGCCCAACAAUAAACAUAUUAUCAAAUUACUAAA